Messenger RNA from Bombus huntii, 3100 nucleotides. RefSeq names its product ubiquitin-conjugating enzyme E2Q-like protein 1. The transcript has 4 exons. The record is from RefSeq and is a predicted model, not a curated record. NCBI's taxonomy places the organism in Eukaryota, Metazoa, Arthropoda, Insecta, Hymenoptera, Apidae. Bases 639 to 1427 code for a protein of 262 amino acids.
AUGGGUGAUAAGAAAGAUACUAUAGAGCGAGCGAUUGAUUAAAAGCGAUGAUAAUAAAAUAAAAUGUGUAAAAUGUAACAGCAUAGUAAAAUGUUGGGAUAGGCUGGAAAAUGUCGUAAAAUAUUAAAACAGUAAUUAAAACAGACUGGACGAUCGGAGCUAACGAUAUAUAGUUGAGAGAGUUGCUUUUCUCGUAAUUUAUUCGUCUUUUAACUGGUAAAUUUUAAGAUAAGUUUGAACUUUUCACGUAACAUUUGAAAAUUCGAAAGAUGGUAAUAAGGCGUUGGUCUGGAUGAGGUUAAGAGACGGCCCUGGGCAUGGUUGCUAGCAACCCUUCCGAACUACGCGCCCGGCCAGUUUCAACGAGGGUGGAGACUGCGCCGUGUUCCGUUGUCGUCUACGUACUGCGUCCGUGCGUGCUCUCGAGGCGAACGCAUCGCGCCUCUUCUCUCCAUUAUUUAUAUACCACGGACGCGUUAGUAGAUGACUAGCAAACGGUCGUCCAAACGGAAUAACCGCUGAUCGUAAAGGGCGAAAAGGGAGAAAAGGGAGAAAAGGGAGAAAAGGAGAUGGUGGAAAUUUGACCAACAGAAAAUUACGAUUAUAAAUAAAUAGCGUAUCGUAAAACUGGCAGAACCAUGUCUACGAGAUCGAAGGAGAAGGUGGUGGCUGCUUUUCGAAAAUUCUUUCGACCCUCGGAGAAGAUCUCGGAGCAAGACGGAGCAAGCAGUUCGACGAGUUCUCCGUCCAGGAGGCUUCUGAGUCGACAUCAUCGCCCGGAUGCGGUCACUCCUACCGAUGCCGCAUUGUCCGACAAUCCCGGCGCUAGCAACUCUAAUCAUGCAAGUUGUUUCUUCAAGUCAAAAAAAUCUACUGCUAAUUCCACGCAGGGAACGGUUGCAAUGCCGAUUAACAGAGUUCGCUUACGUCGUUUAAUGAAGGAACUAAGCGAAAUUCAGAGGACGCAGAAUCGACUGGAGUCAACGUUCACCGCGGAGUUGGUAAACGACAAUUUGUUCGAGUGGCACGUGAGACUGCACAAGAUCGAUCCGGAAAGUGAACUGGCCGCGGACAUGAGGGAGCUCGAUAUACCUUACAUACUUCUCCAUAUGGUGUUUCCCGAGAGUUUCCCGUUCGCUCCGCCUUUUAUGCGCGUUAUUUCGCCAAGAAUCGAGAAAGGCUUCGUUAUGGAAGGCGGCGCGAUCUGUAUGGAGCUUCUCACGCCCAGAGGAUGGGCCAGUGCGUACACGAUCGAAGCUGUUAUCACGCAAUUCGCGGCCAGCAUCGUUAAAGGCCAGGGCCGCGUAGCGAGAAAACCAAAGUCCAGCAAAGAAUUUAACAGACGUUCCGCCGAAGAAUCCUUCAGAAGUCUGGUAAAAACGCACGAGAAGUAUGGUUGGGUUACGCCGCCGCUUACAGAAGGAUAACUCUGCAGACGUUCCGAAGGAGCGGAAGACGUUGUCGUUAUUUAAGAAUUCAUGCUCACAAUCAACAGGUUUCGGACGUGACUUCGGUUUGUAUCAUUACGGCAAACAUUCGAUAAUCGCGCACACGUAAAAACGAUCCUAUUCCUAGAAACUGAGAUUUUGGACGUGCCAAAUUUUUGACUCGUGAUCGAUAAAACCUUUACCAACACCUUUGUCACAUUUUUCUGAUUUGAACGACACCAAAUACCAUUUGGAGCGUAAUUUGGAGCGUAUUUGCUUACUUAGUAAAUGAUAAUUAAAUACAUAUCAAGAAGUAAAUGUAAUUCGAAUUACAUCGUGCGAUUGGCUCAUGGUGAACUCGUAGAACCGUUCCGUUCUCUUUCAGUUCCAUGAUUUUUUUAAUACGUUGUAAAGCGCCACAUUUUUUGAGUAUCCUUUUCCCACACAUAUAACAACCGUCCAUCUCGCUUACUUUCCAAGAUGUUACAAGCUACCGUUGCACACUCCGUUUCUGCUUAUAAUCGUGCGUUCUGUGCCAGCGUAUACAUCGCUAUUGGAUGUCGGUCGUUUACUUGGCGACGGUUCGAUCGAAAGUACCAAGGCAAGCCCAAACCCGAUACAUCCAUGAUAUUCGCUUUUAAUCGAGUUACAAAUUAUAACGGACGUUUCUUGCAUUCCUGCAGCCUUGCAUAUGCCCGUUGUACAGCGGCAACGGACUUGCCAUCUUUCUCAGCAAACGGAGGAAUAAUCGGCCGACAUCCGAUACCGACGUGUACGCUGCCACAGACGCGUAAUUAGAAACAGAAAUACACUGUAGCGAUACCUUACGAUAUCUUGGAAAUAAAGGCGACACCUAAACGGUUAUAUAUACGGAGAGGACGGAUCGGUUCUACGAGUUCGUCGCACUCGUUUUAAUCAGAGACAUCUGUCAAAUACGUUGGCAAAAGUGUCAUUAAGAAAUGGCGAAAAACAAUAAAGUUUCACGUUUGAAUUAGCAUAGCAACUACGGGGAACAUCUUUCUGUACAAUUAUCGAAUGCUUUCUGUACUUUCUUUUCCCGGAAACAAUGUAACUGAGUUAUAAUCGCAUUAAACGUUGCUUUUAUAAAUGACGGAUAACGUGACACGUAGUUGAAAAAGCAAGGUGGAAACGGUAAUGAUAAAGCUCGAGAUCUAGUUACGAAAACCCGUAUUUUACCAAUUCCAUGUCGAAUGGAUUAUCGGUAAAACCAUUAUGAUCCUACUACGAGUAAUAAACAUAACCUAAUGAUAAAUAUUUUAUAACUUUUACCUGGGUAUCUAAAUAUAUUUACAAAUAUUUUUGUUAACUUGUUACCAAAAAAUGUCUCAUCCAGCGAAUUAGUUUCGUUCCAUUGACGUAAGAAUACGUAAGAAUAAGAAUUUAAUGGUAUAGAAGGAAUGUGACAUUCGUUACAAUGAUCGAGUAAUUUCCGUUACCGCAUAAUACAAAAUGUUUAAUACAGCCAUGUUAUUUAUAUUUGUAACAUCUACAGAUUUUUUAAGCGAAAAAGAGAAAACGUAGUCCCUCGAUCCUGUAUUUCUUUGUUUCGACUCUCAUUGCCUUGGACAUGUGAUGCUACAAACACCUGCAUAAAUUUUUAUAUCGCGUCGAUUAACAUUUGUAAAAUAAAAAAAAAAAAAAAAAAAAGAAAA